Aedes aegypti (yellow fever mosquito) is the source of this 719-nucleotide messenger RNA. It is a transcript of the gene Polr3K, whose product is annotated as DNA-directed RNA polymerase III subunit RPC10. Gene Ontology annotation, molecular function: DNA-directed RNA polymerase activity; nucleic acid binding; zinc ion binding. Gene Ontology annotation, biological process: DNA-templated transcription; termination of RNA polymerase III transcription. Gene Ontology annotation, cellular component: RNA polymerase III complex. The transcript is spliced from 2 exons. The record is from RefSeq and is a predicted model, not a curated record. The coding region runs from base 96 to 422 and encodes 108 amino acids. NCBI's taxonomy places the organism in Eukaryota, Metazoa, Arthropoda, Insecta, Diptera, Culicidae.
GCAUCUUGAGUUUUGAUUUCCUUUCUGGUUAAAAUGUGCUAAAACAAAUUGACUGAAUUCACUCAUUUCUUUGGUCGGAAUCCGAUUCUCGCACGAUGUUGAUGUUCUGCCCGACUUGCGGCAAUCUGCUUCUGGUGGAAGAAGGCACCGAUUCGCUGCGGUUCUCUUGCAACACCUGCCCGUACAUUUGCAAGAUAAAGCGCAAGAUAUCGACCCGAAUCUAUCCGAAGUUGAAGGAAGUGGAUCAUGUUAUGGGAGGUGCGGCUGCCUGGGAGAACGUAGAUUCAACCGAUGCUGAUUGCCCUGCCUGUGCCCACAAUCGAGCGUAUUUUAUGCAAAUGCAAACUCGAUCCGCCGAUGAGCCUAUGACAACGUUCUACAAGUGCUGCAAUCCAACCUGUGGUCAUAAUUGGAGGGAAUAAGACUAUCCUCUUUGGCAUAAAGAUAAUGAAUUUGGCGCGUAAUUUAUCAACCGUAAAAAGCUUUGUUAGAUUAAGUUCAAAGAUUGAGGAGAUGUCCCGGGAGAUGAAUGGGAUAAUGGCCCCAGACGCUGGUACCGUCAUCAAAUCCAGUGACAAUAAAGCGAUUCGCCAGGCUGCUAACCUGCUUGAAUCGGGGAAAGUCAUUGCGCUUCCGACCGAUACCGUGUACGGGCUUGCAUGUAGUGCCAACGAUCCCAAAGCUAUCCAGCGGCUGUACGCCAUCAAGGGCCGCGAAGA